GAGCGAUUGUCAUGACCACGCACAGCCGCGUCCUGCCGGGCGACCAUGAAGGCGAUCACCGAAGCGCGCCUGCGAGCCUCGUCGUGCAAGGACGACCAGCAGCGUCGGCUUCUGCCGACGAACGCACAGUCGUCGCGCUCGAGCAUGAGGCCACAGGGCUCCGCGACGAGAUCGCACAGCCGCAAGGCCAGAUGCGGCGGUCGGCAACCACGAUCGAUGAGCUUCGGGGCGUUCGCAACAAGAUCGAGGUCGACAUGGGCGCGCUGGCCAACGAGAAUGCGAUGCUCAAGAGACAGCUGCACGACGCGCGUGGCAAGGCUGCCGCGUACGCCGACAUGCAGGCGCGUCUCGAGACCGCGCACGGCGUCACGGUUCAGCAGCUCGACGCGACGGUAGCGCGACACGUCACGACGAUCCAAGAGCUUCGUCAACGCAUUGCCGGCGACAACACGGCAGCCGAGCGCCUCAGCACGGCAAACACUCGGAUCGAUGCGCUCUCAGACCAGCUCGAGACAGGCCGCGCGUGCCUGACGUACCGCACGAACCAAGCACGGUCGCUCGCACGUCACCUCGAUCACGAGCAGUCAUCGAGAGGCGCCGAGAGCGACGCGCUUCGUCCUAUGGACCUCCGACGUCUCGUGCUCCGGCCACUUGCGACGUCCGUGGGCCUUGCAAACCUUGGACACACGAGCUACGCCAACGCCGUCCUCUUCGCGCUCGCACACACUCGCUUCUGCGACGAACUCUCGGCUGCGUCAGGCGAUGCAUUUACGACAUCGGUCGCCGAGCUCCUCGUGGCGAUCCGCAACGGCGACGCGUCAUUCUUCCACGCCACGCACCCGGCGCUCGCGAACCAUCUCGGUCGGUCCGCCGAAGACGCCACGAACUUUGGCGCUCAGCUGGCGCCUGUAUGCGUGCGCUGCGGACAUGAACCGGUGACGUCUCUCUCGGUCAGCGUCGACCUCGAGCCGUCGCUCGCUGCGGCGCUCAACGACGAUCGCACGCAAAAACGUCGCGCCAUGGUCAACAACCUCCACCUGACGCUCCACGAGGCGACGUACACGCUUGUGGCGCUCGUCGCGCACGAGGAAGCGGACGACGACGGGCACUACGUCGCCUAUGUUCGCCUUCGGCGCGGCGGGGCCUUUACCAAGAUGAAGGACAACGAGACGCCCGUGCGCGUGCCGCCGUUUAAUGUGCAAGUGCUGGAAGCCCAUUUGCUCUGGUACGAAAAGACUGAGCACUAUGCCGAGAUGCGGCGCGAUGACAGCAGCAACAGCAACGACAACAACGACGAUCAAGCGACCCGAGGCAAACGACCUGCUUCGAUCACGCCAGCAGCCAGAAAGACCCAGCGUACGGCGUAG
Molecule: messenger RNA, 1367 nt
Organism: Saprolegnia diclina VS20
Lineage: Eukaryota; Oomycota; Saprolegniomycetes; Saprolegniales; Saprolegniaceae
Exons: 4
Coding region: 12-1367 (451 amino acids)
Source: RefSeq, a predicted model, not a curated record